AUAAAUCAAAGAGCAUCAAUGCCGAGAGACAAUGAAACCGCGCCAUCUAUGAUCCGAAACGGGCCAACGCGUUUUAUUACAGCGCCAUCUAGCGAGCGGGCAGAGUGUUCGACCUGUUACAAUGAUCUGAAGCGAUGCCUCGAUUAAAAUAUGCGUCCAUACUGCGCGUUUUCGUCAUCGUCGGGCUGCUGUGCCUGUGGGUGCAGAUAAUGCUGUCCGCUAGCGGAGUGGGGAUGGACAAAGAUGGAGAUGAAAUAAUGCUACAAGAUAUUAUUAACACUACUAAUUCAGAGCUGUAUGAAGAAGAGCUGAUGAACUCGAACGACACGUCGGAGCAGGUCCUGGCGCUGGUGCCGCCGGAGUUGCACAAAUACCUGACCGUGCAUCCAAGGAACAACAGCGCAAACGCCACCGACCGCACCAGCCCCAGGAACAUAACCGACAUCCGACGAGCUAUACAAAUGUACAACGACGCGCAGACCAUUUACAACGAGGAUAUAUUUGGACCAGUGCAGAAUGACACUAUCAUUAUCGCAAUACAGGUACACACUCGGCUCACCUAUUUAAGGCACUUGAUCGUGUCCCUCGCCCAGGCAAAGGAUAUAGACAGAACUUUGCUGGUCUUCUCUCACGAUUAUUACGAUGAGGAAAUAAAUAAUUUAGUUAGGAGUAUAGAUUUUACAAAGGUGAUGCAGAUAUUUUAUCCGUAUUCAAUCCAGACGCAUCCCAACGAAUUCCCGGGGAUAGACCCCUUCGACUGUCCGAGAGACGCUAAGUUGGACCAAGCUAUCAAACUGAAAUGCAACAACGCGUUGCAUCCGGAUUUGCACGGCCAUUACAGGGAAGCGAAGUACACGCAGACGAAACACCACUGGUGGUGGAAGGCCAAUAGAAUAUUCAACCAAUUGCAGUGUACAGCUGGGCACACUGGUAUGGUGGUGUUCCUGGAAGAAGACCACUACGUGGCCGAAGAUUUCAUCCACAUGUUGAAUCUGUUAAGGACAACGGCAGAUAAAACUUGCCCACAAUGCGAGAUCCUGUGCCUUGGGACCUAUUUAAAGACCUACCAGUAUCACAGUAAUACAGAUAAGCGCAAGAAACAGCUCAACCUGAAUUACAUUCAGCAAGUGCGGGCGGCGAACGAAGAACGCAGGAAGCGCCUCCAGGAGACACAGUGGAACUAUCAAGUGUAUCCCAACAUAUACUCGGCGGUCCAAAAGGUCGAAAUAACGCCAUGGCACUCGAGCAUGCACAACAUGGGCAUGGUGUUUAAUAAGACCGUGUGGAAUGACAUAAUGGCGUUGCAGGAGCAAUUUUGCGCUUACGACGAUUACAAUUGGGAUUAUUCGUUGUUGCAUUUAUCGCAGAAUCGGCCGGGGAGGGAGAAGUUUAAAGUGAUCUUGUGCAAAGGCCCGAGAGUCUUUCAUAUUGGAGAGUGCGGAAUCCACCACAAGAAAUCAAAUUGCAACGCGUCGACCGUGAUCAGCAAAGUGCAGAAACUGCUGCAGAACGCGAAGCAAUACAUGUUCCCAGCUCGCAUCACGGCCACGAUCAGCAGACCAGGAGCUCUGCGCAAAUAUGACAAAAGUGGGACGACAAAUGAGGAAAUACUUUUAUUAUGCGUAAUACGCACAUAA
Molecule: messenger RNA, 1637 nt
Organism: Zerene cesonia (dogface butterfly)
Lineage: Eukaryota; Metazoa; Arthropoda; Insecta; Lepidoptera; Pieridae
Gene: Mgat2
Product: alpha-1,6-mannosyl-glycoprotein 2-beta-N-acetylglucosaminyltransferase-like
Exons: 13
Coding region: 135-1637 (500 amino acids)
Biological process (GO): protein N-linked glycosylation; oligosaccharide biosynthetic process
Cellular component (GO): Golgi membrane; Golgi stack
Molecular function (GO): alpha-1,6-mannosylglycoprotein 2-beta-N-acetylglucosaminyltransferase activity
Source: RefSeq, a predicted model, not a curated record